This is a messenger RNA of Ziziphus jujuba (common jujube), 806 nucleotides long. RefSeq names its product dynein light chain 1, cytoplasmic. The record is from RefSeq and is a predicted model, not a curated record. Gene Ontology annotation, molecular function: dynein light intermediate chain binding; dynein intermediate chain binding. Gene Ontology annotation, cellular component: dynein complex. The coding region runs from base 287 to 673 and encodes 128 amino acids. The transcript has 2 exons. Gene Ontology annotation, biological process: microtubule-based process. Lineage: Eukaryota; Viridiplantae; Streptophyta; Magnoliopsida; Rosales; Rhamnaceae.
UCGAAUUUCGUAUACUACACAUUACCAUCGAGACCUUUGUUCCCUUUUAUUUUUUGUCUGUCUCUCACUUUCUCACUCUCUUUCUUUGUCUCUACACUUUUUUUUUUUCUUUUUUUUCUUUCUGGGCUUGUUCCAAAUCAAAAAUGGAAGACACAAACUGUAGCAAAUACUGAUUCUGAGUGAAGAGAAAGUAGUAAGAAAGAGAAAAAAAAAAACAAAAACAAAAAAACAAAAGGUUUUUUCAGUGAUGUUGAGAGAGUGAAGCAAAUAGAGAAGAAGGAAAAAAAUGGAAGGAGCAGAGGAGGAGUUGGAGAGAAGAAGCAAGUUUCUGAGCAGUUUGAUACAGAAGAAGAAAGCUGUAGAACAGCAAGAGAAUUGUGAUCUUCUUAAUGUUAGAGUCAGGGCCUCUGAUAUGCCACUUCCUUUGCAGAAUCAAGCUUUUCGAUGUGCUCGUGACCACCUUGACUCUAUGCCUGGAAAGCUUGAUAGUAAACGCCUAGCUCUUGCCCUUAAGAAGGAAUUUGAUUCAUCGUAUGGCCCGGCUUGGCACUGUAUUGUAGGAACCAGCUUCGGUUCAUAUGUCACACAUUCCCUUGGUGGCUUCUUGUAUUUCUCAAUCGAUAAGGUUUACAUCCUUCUUUUCAAAACUGCUGUUGAGCCAAUGGAUCAUUGACAGUGUUCACAAAUUUGAGCUUUUGUUGCUCUCUGUUUGAUAUUAUAAUUUUCCAAUAUCCAUUUUAUAUGUAAAAUCAUAGACUGCCAAAAAAAUAAAAAAAUCUUUGAUGCUAUAGCGUUUUCUUGUUGAA